AUGGCGACCAUUGAACAGCCUCGAGAUCGUGUUAACGCGAUCACGCGUUCCCGAUCUGCCCGGCUAGCUGACCAAGCCGCUACAGCAGCCCUCUACGUUACACGCCCUGAUCGCAGAUUAUCUGUUCGCGAGCCUGCGGCAGCAGAGACACAGCUCUUUAAAGAUACCAAACCUACACCCCACCUCAGUCAUGCGUCCGCAGGGGCCGUUCUCGCCCACGCCAAAAGCAAGCCAUUCGAAAUCUGGAGACCUGGGAAGCUCCCCGCCGCAGAGAAGGCCGCCUAUCAUGUCCAAGACUACCGUGCUCCGGAGAUUUCCCUUACGAGCGAGUCGAGUCCUGAAGGAUACAAAGCUGCCAUGUCUGCUAUUAGAGACCGUCGAGCAUCGGCAGCCUUAAACCAGGAUGCUUCUGCCACGGACCAGACCGCUGCAGAUGGAAGUCGCAGACCAAGUGAACACGACAAAGCGAUCCUGGCAGCGACAGGAGCUUUCCGUAGCAACAGACAGAGAGCCGAUUCCUCACCAAGCAAGCCCACUGCUCAGUAUGAUGCGCCCAAUAUCACUUCGGCCACGGAGGAAGAGCCCCUCGAACACCUGGACAGUGCGAAUGAAGCUAGCAGGAUACACCACAUCGCGAAUGCCAACGCUCGUCUGUACACCGCAUCUCCGCCUGUUGCAGUUGAGACGGAGGAGCAGAACAAGAAGAAUGUGCUGCGUGCGGCAGCGGUCUCUAUGGCGCGUGAUAUGUACAAUAUUGCAGAAAGCCGCGAUGCGCAAACGCCUGGUGCUGCUGUUUCUGCAGCCCAGAAAGGACAUAGUCGCACGCGUUCCCAGAGAUCCGUCACCAAACCAGAUCCAAGCGCCCUGCAGCGAGCAAUGAGUCUCCAGGAAGCCGCGCAGAAACGUGCAGCAGAGAAACUAGCUCUUAUGCAUGAUGAAACCGCGGCUUAUCAGAAUUACUAUGGCACUGGGCCUCAAGCUGCUGCACGUUCAAGCUUGGUUCGCAAAAGGAGAACAUCGGUCGACACAGAUAUUUCUAACUUUGAUGUGGAACGAUCCGUGGAAAUCAGAAAUCAAAUGUCGAGCUUGCGGACAAAGGUCAAUGCGGUAGACGAACAGAGGCAGAGAGACCGACUUCUUCUCAUGGAAGCCGCAAGGAGAAACGUUGAUGCCGCAAUUCACGACAUGGAGUUGAGAGUCUACGCGGAGACAGGCCGCGCUCCGCCCUCCAAGCAGAAGGAGUGGGAAGAUGCAGCGUAUGAACAUGCGCAAAGGGAAUUACAAGAGAUCGAGUCGCAAUACACCGCCCCUGAUAGGGUCAACAUUGGUGCAGAGCAGUACAUGGACAUGGCUGAUGUGCAGGCCGUGGCUCGUUCUAGGGUCCAGCCUACCAUUGACGAAAUUACUGACCGUGCAGACCAGCAGAGAGCUAAAGACUUGGAGGCACGUCUGGACGAGGAUGAAAGAAAAAGACGUGAAGACAUUGAGCGUCAACGGGAGGCUGAUACGAGGGCUGAAGAAAAACGACAAAUUGAGGCAGAAAAACAAGAGGCGAAAGAGAAAGAAGAAAAGUCACGAUUGUGGCGAAGGAAGUCAAAGCGAAGUCGCGAUAAGGAAGCUCCCGUUGAAAAGGAUGGUGCACCAGAUGGCCACGUUGUGGGCGAACCUGAGCAACCUUCUGCCGAAACUACCCUCCCAGAGGCUGUUGAGGAGGAUAAUGCUGUUGCCGCCUCUGGUGCUGCGGCAGCCGAUUUGAAUGCCGCAUCCCCUCCAACAUCUCCUCGAACAGAGUCAAAGCUGAGGAACUGGUUCCGAGGUCGAUUAGGCCGCCGAUCUAGUGCCAACGCGCGUGAGACCCUAGGUGAAACGGAAGAAGAAAACGGAAGAGUACCAAGCUUCGCGGGAGGUGCAGCUUUGGCCAACGUGAAUGAUUCUCGAGGAGCGGCACUCAGCUCUCAUCCCAUUACAGGAACUGAUCUUAAUGAGAUGCAGAGAGCAUCCUUUGGUGAAGGUGGUGGUCUUGAGCAAGCAAGAACUACCGAGGACCAAGUAGGUCAGCAAGCCACCAAGGAAAAGUCGGGGACAAACGGUGAGCAGAGACGCUCUCGUCUGAGGUCUAGCUUCAUGAAGAUUGUCUCCAAAAACUCGCAAGAGCCCAAGACGAACGGUACUUCGGGUCAGGAAAACACUUCUAGACGCGGUUCUAAGGCCGUAGAAGGGGCAGAGCACGGCCCCCCUGAUGUGCAGCGUUCAACAGCAGCCGAGAGGGAAGACCUGCGUGAGAGUGCCACCGAACAAGGCCUGCCUGUGCCUCCUGAUAUGGCAAAACGAACUAGCAAUAGCACAGCUCGGGGAUCUAGGUUUUCCGAGGAUCUCUGA
Messenger RNA from Aspergillus wentii DTO 134E9, 2379 nucleotides. RefSeq lists its product as uncharacterized. The record is from RefSeq and is a predicted model, not a curated record. The transcript is spliced from 4 exons. Lineage: Eukaryota; Fungi; Ascomycota; Eurotiomycetes; Eurotiales; Aspergillaceae. Bases 1 to 2379 code for a protein of 792 amino acids. Gene Ontology annotation, biological process: eisosome assembly.